AUGGUCGAGGAUGCGUUCGCCGCGGUGCUGUGCCGUCCACGCUGCGAGGUCACACUCAGGACCGCACCCUCCGGCCACGUAUCGCUUCGUACAUCCGUGGUCCAUGCCGGCGACGGCUGCUGGAGGUCAGCGAGGAUGGGUUCCUCAGCCGCUGCAGGCCGCUUCAUGGUCGCUGCAUCACAAAUCGCUCCAGACGACGUGGUCUGCGAUGCGCCAGCAUACUGCGUCUGUACCUUCGAGGAGUGGCGCAAGCGCGUCUGCGCGUCCUGCUUCUCUCUCGGAUCUGGUCGGCUCACGGUGCGGUGUCCCAACUGCGAGCACGCAUUCUACUGUAGUGAGCAAUGUCGAACGAGGCAUCGGAUCGAGGGGUCGGUGGGCUCAGCGCCGCACGGGCGCGUCUGCGCAGCGCUGCGUUGCUUUGCGCCGCUGCGAAAGUACGGCAAGUCGACGGCCAACCCCAAGGAGGCGCAGGAGUGGGCGCGUGUCUCGGCGGCCUUCCGCACGCUCCUCUCGCGGUGCGAUUGGUGGCACGCGCCGCCGCCGAGCGACGACGAGCUCUUCGCGCUCGUCAGCCGCCUCGACUCCAACAUCUUCGGCUGCUUCGUCCGCGACGACGGCGCAAUCUUCGGACACGCCUGCUACCUGCAGGCGGCCACCUUCAACCAUUCCUGCGAGCCCAACUGCGUGGCCAUGAGAGGCGUCGCGCGGAUGCGCAUCGUGGCGCAGGAGGCCGUGGCGGCGGGAGAGCCCCUCACGAUCUCGUACAUCGACGCCAACCGGCCCGUGCACGCGAGGCGGAAGGACCUGAGUGACCACUACCACUUUACAUGCGACUGCCCACGCUGCACUGCCGAGGCCGCCAAUGGCGCCGUGCGCACCAAGCUGACCUAUGGCGGGGGCGGGGCGCUCAGGCGCGACGCCGCGGGCAAGGAUGCGCCGCGACGUGGGGGCGUGGCUAGCCCCCUCCCCAAAGCUCCUCCUCCACCUGCGGCGGCUACGAAACCUACCCGUCCCUGGUUCGAGGCUCUUGCGUGA
Messenger RNA from Emiliania huxleyi CCMP1516, 1035 nucleotides. RefSeq lists its product as hypothetical. Gene Ontology annotation, cellular component: nucleus. Bases 1 to 1035 code for a protein of 344 amino acids. NCBI's taxonomy places the organism in Eukaryota, Haptophyta, Isochrysidales, Noelaerhabdaceae. Gene Ontology annotation, molecular function: protein binding. The transcript is spliced from 2 exons. The record is from RefSeq and is a predicted model, not a curated record.